AUGCGCACAUGCAUCACUCACCGACUCCACUCCUGCUCUCCGCUUCUCUCGCGGCGGUGCGUGGACUUCUACUCGGAGUCGUCUGCGCUGCCACGCCAACACAAACACACGUUCUCUACACACCAGAACGCACGCACAGGCCCCCCUCCCCCCCCCAUGACCACGCUCUCUGCGCACUCGCGGUUGAUUCAGAAGUUCGACACCUGUCGGACGGCCUUCAUGCUGUGCCGCGUGCACCUGCGCGCGGACCCGCACAGCUCGAGCCUCCACAAUGUCGUGCACGCGACGAACGCGAUGGCGGCCGUGAAUCAGCUGCUCGGACCGGAGCGGUCUGUGUUUGUCGCGACGGAGGUGCAGCCGCAAGGCGUCGGCCACAGCUGCCACGGCAUCCAGCUGCCAGAGGACGCCAUCAUCGCUGAGAACGUGAGGACAUCGAUGUUGGUGCCAAAGGUGCGGCUGCACAUUCUCGGCGACGCCGAGCGUGGCAUUCCGCCUGUACAGCAGGUGGUUAUCUGGGGCUACGAGACGUGCGGCUGCAUCUUGCAGACCGCUGACGAUCUUCUCACCCACGGCGUCCGCGUCGCCGUCCUUGUUGACGGGUGCGCCUCGCGAACGAAGGAGGUGCACGACACGGCGGUGUUGCAGAUAUCCCGCUGGGAUGGCUUGAUGGUCACAACCGUGCCGUCUGCGGUAAUGCAACUGACGCGAUCCGAUGCACGAUUUGUCAAGCCCAUCAUCCAAAUCAUGAAGAAGUUUGCCGCCGACUGGUGCACCACGCAGCCGCGGCCGGAGCUGCGCGACCGGGGAGGGAGCGGUGAUGGUGAGAAGGCCACCGCUGCCAGCGACGCCAGGGCCGUCCCGUCUGCGUUAGCCACCGCCACCGCCGCAGACGCUAUACUGGCCGCGAAUUCGGCUUGCUGUAGAACGGAACACUGA
Messenger RNA from Leishmania major strain Friedlin, 936 nucleotides. RefSeq lists its product as hypothetical. The coding region runs from base 1 to 936 and encodes 311 amino acids. The transcript has a single exon. The record is from RefSeq and is a predicted model, not a curated record. Lineage: Eukaryota; Euglenozoa; Kinetoplastea; Trypanosomatida; Trypanosomatidae.